This is a messenger RNA of Carlito syrichta (Philippine tarsier), 2397 nucleotides long. It is a transcript of the gene TMEM130, whose product is annotated as transmembrane protein 130. Bases 251 to 1270 code for a protein of 339 amino acids. The transcript has 8 exons. NCBI's taxonomy places the organism in Eukaryota, Metazoa, Chordata, Mammalia, Primates, Tarsiidae. The record is from RefSeq and is a predicted model, not a curated record.
UUGGGCGCCCAGGAGGCCCGCCUGCCAUUUCCUCUCCGGGAGCGAUUUCCAAAAUGGACCCGGGGCCGGCAGUUUUCUCCGGGGUCUAUAUGAACUCAAUCUCAUCACUGAUGGCCCUGCCACCACGGGAGCAGAAGUGACCAUCUCAGCCAGCCUGGUAGCCAAGGACAACAGCAGCCUGGCCCUGCCUGCCGACGGCCACCUUUACCGCUUUCACUGGGUCCAUACCCCACUCGUGCUCGUUGGCAAGAUGGACGUGAAUCUCAGCUCGACCAUCCACGUGAUUGGCAAUGAGCCCGGCGACCACCCGGUUUCCGUCUGGGUCACUGCUGCUGACUGCUGGAUGUGCCAGCCUGUGGCCAGGAGCUUUGUGGUCCUCCCCAUCACAGAUUUCCUUGUAGGGAGCCUCGUGGUCACCCAGAACACCUCCCUGCCCUGGCCCAGCUCCUACCUCACCAAGACGGUCCUUAAAGUCUCUUUCCUCCUCCAUGAUCCGAGCAACUUCUUCAAGACGGCCUCCUUUCUCUACAACUGGGACUUCGGAGACGGGACCCAGAUGGUGACGGAAGACUCGGUGGCCUAUUAUAACUAUUCGAUCAUUGGCACCUUCACCGUGAACCUCAAAGUGGUGGCGGAGUGGGAGCAGGCAAAGCCGGACGGUGAAAAGGUCAUUGUGCAGAAGACCGGGGACUUCUCUGCCUCGCUGAAACUGCAGGAAACCCUUCGAGGCAUCCAAGUCUUGGGACCCACCCUGAUUCAGACCUUCCAAAAGAUGACAGUGACCUUGAACUUCCUGGGAAGUCCCCCUCUGAGUGUGUGCUGGCGUCUCAAACCUGAAUGCCUCCCGCUGGAAGAAGGGGAGUGCCACCCUGUGUCCGUGGCCCACACAGCUUACAACCUGACCCACAUCUUCAGGGCCCCUGGAGACUACUGCUUCAGCAUCCGGGCUGAGAAUGUCAUCAGCAAGACGCAUCAGUACCACAGGAUCCAGGUGUGGCCCACCAGCUUCCAGCCUGCUGUCUUUGCUUUCCCGUGUGCCACACUUAUCACCGUGAUGCUGGCCUUCAUCAUGUACAUGACCCUGCGGAAUGCCACUCAGCAAAAGGACAUGGUGGAGAACCCGGAGCCGCCCUCUGGGGUCAGGUGCUGCUGCCAGAUGUGCUGCGGGCCCUUCCUGCUGGAGACUCCCUCUGAGUACCUGGAAAUUGUCCGCGAGAAUCAUGGGCUGCUUCCGCCCCUCUAUAAGUCUGUCAAAACGUACACUGUGUGAGCACCCCCACCCCGUCCCAUCUCAGCGUUAACUAACUGCUGACUCCGGCAGGCUGGCGUGCACCACUGACCAGGAGGGGUUCAUUGACGUGGGGUCACUGGCCCUGGCCAUCUGUCCAUCUGUACAGUCUAGCCGCUGCCACAAGCCCCUCUCUGACACCCCCCGGCCAUUUGCCCAUCUGUACAGUCAAGCCACUGAAGCAAGACCCUCUCAAGCACUCCACCCACCUCCCCACCUUUGAAGAGGCUCCAAGCAGGACUCUGUUGGUGUGUUCCAUGUUCUGUCAUUUGAUGGGGUGGGUCACCUACUUCCUUCCCCCGAGCAGCCCUGCCAAUGCCAGUGAGCUAAGAAGAAAGUCACAUAAGGGGAAGGAUCCAUUACAAAAGAUUUUGCACACAGAUGGACAUACUCACAGAGAUGUGCACACACACACACACGUGCGUGUCACCCAGGCAUCUUAGGUGAUUUGCUCUGUAUCUGUUAAGUCAGUUACUGGGAUGCACUGUGAAUUGGAACUAAGAUGAGAUUUGACCUUCUCCAUUGGGCCCCAACAGGUCCUGGGCCAGCCCCUCCUUUUGUGCAAUGUAUUCUCUGCAGUGCCCGUUCCUGUGGAAAAAUCCCCCUUUUUCCUGCCUGCUUGCUGGGGACUUGAUGGGGGCCGGACUCACACUUUGUGAGUGCACAGUGCUUUAUAAAUAAAUAUCGCUCUCUUGUGUCAGAACUCACAAGUAAAACUUCCACUGAGGAAAAGGACUUGAAGCAAAAGAAGAGGCCGAGUCCGUGGGGACUUGCAUCCCCUGGGUGUGCAGGGGCGUUCUUGCCACCCAGCUGCUCCUGAGGGAGCCUUGAGGAAGAAGAAGCUGGAGCAGGGGAACCAGCCUGCUCCUUCCCCACUCAGAUGGGUGACUUGGGGAAUGGUUGAGGGAGACAGCAAUGAGGGUAGGGGCAGCCUGAGCCUGUGAGGGGAGAGAGAGCAGGGCUGUGGGGUUGGGGCUCUGUCACUGUGCUGUUUGCUUCUGGACUUUGUGCUGAAAACAGCAUUCACGCCGUUGCACAGCCCAUUCUCAUGAAAUCCCACCAUUACUGCUGAAUAAAGCUUGUGUGCUCUGAAUAUAACCAAGCAUAAA